UCUCUAUCAGUGUUUCAGUCUAUCAGACUGUGAACCUGUCCAUCAGUUAAACGUCACUCAAAGCACAGGCAUCUGCUGUGAAUGGAUCAGAAGGAAGUUUGUAGUGAACAAGUAGUGAACGCCCAAAAACUAACAGUAAACACAACCGACGAGAGUUUUGUGCAGUUUUUACAUAAUAUGUGAAAAACUGUGAGACAAGUGUUUUCAACUGUUGUAUAACAAUAUAACACUCUAAGUGCAUGUUUCGGCUAAAGUCAUGCCUCGAAAAAAGCAGGAUAGACCUAAACAUGUCACCAAAUGGGAACAAAGUGGAGGCACUGAUGGUACAGACAGUGCUGUUGAUGGUGUUGUUGGUGCUGAAGGAGCUGAUGGUACUGAGGGCACGGAUGCCACUCAAGGAGCAGAUGCUGAUCCAGACUGUCAAGUCAAACAACUGAGUGAAGAUGACAAUAGCCAUAUCAAUAAUACAACUGAUGAAUGUGCGACUUCGGCACCACUGGACUCAAGUGGUGAUGCUUCUGAUGUUGAGGACAAUGGUGUUGAAGCAAAUGUUGUUUCAAACAAAGAGUCAAAUAAUAAAAAUAAUAAUAAUAUCAAUAAUAAUGAUAAUAACGCCUCUCAUGAAGAUAUAAGAGAUGCGCAAAAAAAUAUUAAUGAAUCGGGAUUCAGACAUAAGAGUUUGACUACCAGUGCUCUCAUUUCACCACAAAUUAAUACAAAGCAUAACAAUACUUCCAAAACUCACCUGAGCUUACAGUCGACUCGUAGUGAAAGUGAUAUUAAACUAAUUGGUAAAUCGUCUUCAAAGGCGAUGCUCUCUAUGGAAGCCAACGAUAUCUCUACUCCACUAGACUUUAGCAUUAAAGCCAACAACAGGUCAUCCAAAGCACUGUUAAAUGGACCGCAAGGUCUGUCUACCAAAGAUAAAAAAAGUAAUGAACUCAUUAACCGAUCCGAUGGUCCUCUUGAUCUGUCAGUCGGUAAAAGACUAUUAUCUCCGACUCUUUCUUCCAAAUCAAACAUUUCAUCAAAGAUUGCACGCUUUGACUCGUCAUCGAGUCCUUGGGGUUAUUCAGUUCCCCGGGUUUUAACACCACCUAAACAAUCACAUAAAGACAACAGUCAUGUCUGGAACGGUAAACUUAAAAAUAACAUUUUGUCUACAAAGAUGUCAUCUCCAUCUUCAUCUCCAUCGUCAUCAACACCAACAAGAAUAUCGAGUGGAAGUCAUGCCGGGCGACAAAAUCCAUGGCAAACACAAUGGAUUAACAGAAGUAGUGAACAAACCAGAGAUGUGUUUACAUGCGUUUGGUGUAAGGAGUCGUUUAGAAGUUUGGCUGAAAUGACUGACCACAUGAAACGGUCACCGAGAUGUGGAAUGGCUGGUAUGCAACACGCGACCGGUGCUCAACAAAAUGCUAAUAUCAGUUCAUCCGGAGCUACACCUUCACAAUCAUCACACCAAUCAUCAUCAUCUUCAAUGCCAAAAGAACCCAUUAGUUCAUCAGUUUUGGCCAAAAACAAUGUCGGACUUCCCCGAAAAUUGGUUCGGGGACAGGAUGUCUGGUUAGGACGUGGAGCUGAACAGACCCGACAAAUACUUAAAUGUAUGUGGUGCGGGCAAUCAUUCAAGACACUGGCGGACAUGACAACCCAUAUGCGAGUUACUCAACACUAUACUAAUAUUAUAAGUCAAGAACAGAUCAUCUCUUGGCGCACACCGGAGGAUAAGCUAACUCAGGCUCAGGUGAAUGCAGUGCUUACCUGUAAGGUCUGUGAUGAGGCUUUUGGUUCGCUCAAAGAAUUAUCAUAUCAUAUGGUGAAGAACUCACACUAUAAGGAACACAUCCUUAGAAGUAUUACCGAAGGAGGACACGGAAGGAGACGGCAAACGAGGGAACGCAGGAAAAAAUCGCUACCCGUCCGGAAGCUAUUGGAGUUAGAGAGACGAGAGAUACCUAAAGAUGAUAAAGAAGAAAGUGAUAGCAGUGCUGCUUCUGGUGGUGUCAAUGGUCAGCUCAUACAAUGUGAUGACUGUCACGAGAAAGUGGAGGCCAAACAUUUCAUAUCUCAUAUCAAGUUAUGCAAAGCACAGGUAAAGCUUGCAAUGCGUUCAUUAAAGUCAGACAACAAAUCUCCAGAAAGAGUGAGAUCUCCCGCAUCCAGUGGCUCACGAUCUGGUCCUCCCAGUCGUGGGCAAACUGUUAGCCCUCUGGUUGAGAUCAAGACGGAAGUUCUUGAAAAUGAAAGUAAAGCCCACUCCGGAUCUGAGGUCAAAGGGGAGUCUGAGACAACCACUGAUGGCAACAACGCUAAUGAAUCUGUCUCUGGCUUUGGUUCUGUUCUCAAUGCCAUUGAAAAACUAAUUGAGAAGAGCUUUGACCCAAAAACACGUAAAACACAUUCAACUGGUAUUUUGCAGAGACUGGGAAUUGAUGAAGAAGUGUGUCCUCCCUGGCAACACAUGCCUCCUAUGUCUUGGAAUAGAAAUUGCAAUGAAUUCUUCAGUGAUGGUCAAACCAGUAGCAGAAGUAGUGGACACCAAUCAAUAUCAAGUCCAUUACCUCAUGAGCUUCUCAAAGAAAACAAUGGCAUGAGUAGUGCCGACUCAUCUAAUUGUGAUUCCGAUAGUUGUAAUAGUUUUACAAACGCCACGACAAUUGCUUUGAAGUCAAGCGGUUCCGCACAAACCUCUUCACCAAAGCUUUCAUUUCCCAUAUCAUCACUUAUUUCCAAUAAUAAUGAAGAUUUGGAAAACAAGACCAAAAAUUUAAGUCCUAAAAGCGACAGACAUUCCUUGCAUUCUCCUAAGUCUAACUCAUCGACACCACAAUCCACAACUCAUGGCACCAAAAGUGAAACCAAACAAUCCGAAGACAAAAUUAGUGAUUUAAGUGACGAAGAAAAAGAUUACAAAUCAUCUAAAAGUCUUGAAGUAAGUAAGAAACGACAUUCUCUAUCAACGAUAGACAUUGAGGUUAAACCAGAAAAGAUUAACCGCUCUUCUGUUGAAAAGGAUGGCAAAACAAGUCCAUUAUCUCUUGUAAGUCCAAGAAAUAAAAGUGAAUUCAAGAAGAAAAGCAGUGAAUGUGAAUCAUUCAAUCCACUGAUGCAACUCCAGAAACUACUCGAUAAGACUGAUUCCGGUAAAAAUAAAGCAAACGCCACGAGUAAUAUCAAUAGCAAUAACAAUAAUACCGGUGUUGGGCUCAGUCUAUCCCCAUCACUGUUAGCUUUUAGUUGGGUAUGUAGUGAUGCCAGUACUUCAGUGACUAAUACAUCCAACUCGAGUUCACCAUUAGAUGAAAAGCACCACAAGAGUGAUCAUCCCAUUAAAUGUCCCUAUUGUGAGGCAUCCUUUACCUCAAAGGGUGCGUUUAGACAUCAUUUCAGUAAAACACAUCUUAAGACUGCCGGCAAAGCGUUUGAUUUAUGCAACACAUCGGUCAAUACAACAGCAAAUAAUAGUAACAAUGAUAACAACAAUACCAACACCGGAGGUAAAGAAGGCCACGGAAGCAGUGGUGGCGGAGCCAGAAGUGAGACCAAUAUUGGUGCCAAUGAGAGCACACACUCCAAGUUCUUGAAGUACACUGAAUUGGCUAAACAGUUGUCCAGUAAAUAUGUCUAA
This is a messenger RNA of Oppia nitens, 3631 nucleotides long. Its product is annotated as protein tiptop-like. Gene Ontology annotation, biological process: regulation of transcription by RNA polymerase II. Bases 257 to 3631 code for a protein of 1124 amino acids. NCBI's taxonomy places the organism in Eukaryota, Metazoa, Arthropoda, Arachnida, Sarcoptiformes, Oppiidae. Gene Ontology annotation, cellular component: nucleus. The transcript is spliced from 3 exons. The record is from RefSeq and is a predicted model, not a curated record. Gene Ontology annotation, molecular function: DNA-binding transcription factor activity, RNA polymerase II-specific; DNA binding.